Oreochromis aureus is the source of this 4916-nucleotide messenger RNA. RefSeq names its product solute carrier family 13 member 4 (gene slc13a4). Lineage: Eukaryota; Metazoa; Chordata; Actinopteri; Cichliformes; Cichlidae. Gene Ontology annotation, biological process: monoatomic anion transmembrane transport. The record is from RefSeq and is a predicted model, not a curated record. Bases 343 to 2274 code for a protein of 643 amino acids. The transcript is spliced from 16 exons. Gene Ontology annotation, cellular component: membrane. Gene Ontology annotation, molecular function: transmembrane transporter activity.
GCACGCUCACCUGAUGCUUCGGAGAGUGUCCCACACACAGAGAGGAAGAGGGGGACCUUCGUGUGUAGUGUACGGUACGAGUAAAAGUCACAGUGGAAGUAAAGCUCAGCCAAGCUCUCUCAACUCACCGAGAACCCGAUCAGGCUCCGCCGUCUGUGCGUUAAGGCGCACAGCCCAAACUCAGAACUUUACGCGCUCCCUGGAGGACCGUACCCCCCUCUUCCUCUUUCCUCCGGCUCUCCCCGCUUGACUGUGCCUUGAGGCUUUCCGUAGGCCACUUCUGACUCUUACGCCCGGUUCUGCUGAGUUGUGGCCGGUUCCACCCAGAGCUUCGGGUCACCCAUGAGGCUGGAGGCUGCAGCCAGGAUGGAUCUGUUCAGGAAGCUGUGGAGGGCGCGGAAGCUGAUCCUUGUGGUGUUCAUCCCGCUGUCCCUGCUUCCCUUACCGCUCAUCCACCCUACCAGUGAGGCGUGUUGUGCUUACGUGUUGAUGGUGACGGCCGUCUACUGGGUGUCUGAAGCUGUUCCCUUGGGUGCUGCUGCUCUGGUCCCAGCCUUCCUCUACCCACUCUUUGGCGUACUCAAGUCCAGUGAGGUAGCAGCAGAGUACUGCAAAGACACCACUCUGCUGCUGAUGGGAGUCAUCUGCCUGGCGGCCUCCAUAGAGAAGUGGAACCUUCAUAAACGGAUUGCUUUGAGGAUGGUGAUGAUUGCAGGGGCCAAGCCCGGCAUGUUGGUACUGGGCUUCAUGUGCUGCACCGUAUUUCUCUCCAUGUGGCUCAGCAACACAUCCACCACAGCCAUGGUGAUGCCCAUAGCCGAGGCUGUCCUGCAGCAGCUGAUCUGCACUGGUCUGGCUGACAGUCAUGACGACUCUGAAACGGCAGAGGUGCCUGAGGAGGACAGUGCUGUGUCAGACAAAGAAGAGAACCUGGACAAGAACCAGCUAGAGCUGCUCUACCGCAACAGCUGCAAUGACUACAAUAAGCAGGAGCUCUCCACACUAAGUGACACAAAAACCGCUGAGGUCAACGGUUCGGGUCUAAAGCCCAUCUCAAACCAGGAAUUCAUAAAAAACACCAACGGCCACCUGCCACAGGUUGAGAUUGAAAUCCCAAAUGUAAAGCGGGUGAAGAUGAGAAGAGACUCCCAGUAUCCCACCAAAAGGGAUCACAUGAUCUGUAAAUGCCUGUCGCUAAGCAUCACAUAUGCAGCGACCAUCGGAGGACUCAUCACCAUCACAGGCACAUCAACCAACCUCAUCUUUGCUGAACAGUUUAACACCCGUUAUCCAGACGCAAAGGUCAUCAACUUUGGCACAUGGUUCAUCUUCAGCUUCCCCAUCGCCAUCAUCAUGCUGGUUCUCACCUGGCUGUGGCUGCACUUCCUUUUCCUCGGCUGCAACUUCAGAGAAACGUGCUCACUCAGUAAGAAACGCAAAACCAGGAGAGAGAUGCUGUCAGAGAGGAGGAUCCAUGAGGAGUAUGCAAAGCUGGGACCCAUCAGCUACCCAGAGGUGGUGACAGGUGUUUUCUUCAUCCUGAUGACACUGCUGUGGUUCACCAGAGAGCCUGGCUUUGUGCCCGGCUGGACGUCGCUCUUUGAAAAGAAAGGCUACAGGACUGAUGCAACGGUGUCUGUUCUUCUGGGCUUCCUCCUCUUCCUCAUCCCUGCCAGGCGGCCCUUCUCUUCCUCCUCUUGCUGUAAAAACUCAGAUGAUGAUUCAGAGUCAGACCCACUGGCUCCCAUGAUCACCUGGAAGGACUUCCAGAGACUCAUGCCGUGGGAGAUUGUCAUCCUGGUUGGUGGAGGCUACGCACUGGCAGCGGGCUGCAAGGUGUCCGGCCUGUCGGUGUGGAUUGGCAGACAGCUGGAGCCCAUGAGUGGCCUUCCUCCCUGGGCGGUCACCCUGCUAGCCUGCCUGCUAGUGUCUGCGGUCACCGAGUUCGCCUCCAACCCAGCAACUCUCACCGUCUUCCUGCCCAUCCUGUCUGCGCUGUCGGAGACUCUGCACAUCAACCCCCUCCACACUUUGAUCCCUUCCACCAUGUGCGUGUCAUUUGGGGUCAUGCUUCCAGUGGGGAACCCCCCCAACGCCAUCGUCUUCAGUUACGGCCACGUGCAGAUCAGGGACAUGGUCAAAGCAGGUUUUGGGGUGAAUCUGAUUGGCGUGGCGGUGGUAAUGUUGGCCAUCACCACCUGGGGGGUUCCACUCUUCAAUCUGACUGAGUUCCCAGCCUGGGCACUGGCCAGGAAUGUCACUGGGAGCUUAUAACCAACAGUGGGCAGGUGCCGGCGGUACAAAGCGGGGAUGAACUCAAAAACAGAUGAGGAAGAGACUGGGCAAGUGUUGAGAUUGCUCAGAAUUAUACUGAUUAAACAGGCCUUAAAAGAAGAACAUGGAUGUGGUGAGAAGGAGAAGAAGUGGAGAAAGAACCCUCACCAGCUGCUUAGAUAUACUAUUAUAUACUGGCCAUACUGGUGUGUUACAAGGAAUGUUAAACACCUUUGGCCACUGGGGGACAUUAAACUCCAACUGAAACCUUUAAAAAUCAAGAACUGAUUUAGUUUUUUUGAUUUAUAGUAGAAGAAAAAAAAUGAUAAGUUACAGUUUUACAGUAAACCUGAAAUACAUUUUCAGAUCUAAAACAUCCUUUAAUUUCCCUGUUUUUAGAUAGAAAUAAGCUACAUAUGGCCACUGUAGACAAGUCUCUUUUUAUUGCAUGUUUGCUGAACUUAAACAUUUGCAAUUAAAUAUACUUUUUUACAACUAAAUCAAACACAUUUCAGCAUUUCUGGAAAAAGUCAGUCUUGUCUUUCAUGUAAGAGGGAAGAUGUGGCUGCUGGAUUAAAGCGAGAUGAAUGCAUGAAAAGAGAAUCUACCGUGGCUGCCAGUGUACUGUAUACGUAGAGCUACUGUACUUUUUACGUUGAACACCGUGGGCCUUCCUUAAACAUUUCAUGCACAUUCUUACCAAAGUUUCUGAAGCUGCUUUUGUGUCCUAAAAUGCUGUGAACGUUACAAUUCUUGUUGCUACAUGUUACUCGAACACUGCAGUGCCUUUUACAGUGCCUUGCGUUAAUGAAUUUACACGCUACAAUUUUAACAUGACCUACUCUCAAACUUCUUACCCCAACAGUGUUCAUGUCUUCCUGUGAUGUCAAAGCACACUCCACCCUCAUCCUCACCCUGGUUGCGGUAGUUUUAGUCAGUUUUACUUAGGAAGAUUCAUAAAAUGAAUGAUGUGCACCUGGCAGCCAUAACAAGAGCUGCUCAAAUGGUAAAUACUAAAUAAGGGGGCUUCCUUUAGCAUAUCCAGAGAUGCCCUGGUGGUGACGAGUCGACAACCCCCUGGGACCCACCGCUAGAAAAAUAUUCCCUGACUCCACCAGCCAUCUGGCAAAUAAAAGUUUGACUCCUACUGUAACAUAGACAUGAUACGUGAGUUUCUGAAAUGUCUUACAUCAUCAGUGUGACCCUCAACCCCCCCCUCAAAAAAAAAAAAAAUUGUAAAGAAAUUGCACAGUACAUUUUUAAGCAAAAAAAUAAGAAAAAAUCUGAUGUAGCAAAUAUGACACAAUUUAAAUCUCAGAUAUUCAAAUGAUUAUUUUAUGAAUUAACAAUAAUUGUCAGAAGGUUCAAUAAACUCCAUUUUCAAAAAAUCAGGUUAAUGUGGCCUUUAAAGUGUGUCAGUUGUAAUGUUACCUCAGAAGACCAGCUGGAAGCACAGGAAGUUCUUUUACUUCCAUGAAGGCCAAGGAAAAAUUAUCAGAAAGGCAUAAAAGUUGUUUUUUCUUUACUACUUGACUGCAACCAGCCUUUUUACCUUUCUCCUUCAAUCAUAAAAAAUAAUGAUGCUUAGAAAAGAAGAUGUACUGUAUUUACGCUACAGACUUGAGCUGCCUUCAGUUACUUUCUGCUCGACCUAUGCCAGAACGUUCUUUUCCUCAUCGCAGAAGCUUGUACACCGACUCUGGUCAUUACCCAGUGAACUCAGCAGGGUGUUUUGGAUCCUACGAACAAACCCUUUGUCUGUGCGCUGAUUUACUUUUAUGUCACAUGUUGAAAUGAUCUGGAAAUUUUUAAAGGUAGAUCAAGUCGAACAAGAUAUUUUACCUACUUAUUGAAGUAUGAGCUUUAACUGUGGCGCUCACGUUAGUCAAACACUAACAAAGGAUCUUUAUGAAAUACAGAAAGCUUUUUUAGUAACUGCAGAAAAAUCGGUUUCACAAAAUCUUUCACGUGUCACACCAUAGCGUGACCGUUCUUUUUGUUCUUUUUCAUUGUCUCCUGGGAGGAGCAACAUUUCUCAUGGCAUGUAAAGAAAAAAAAUGAAAUGCCACUGUGGGAGGCUGCAGAUUCCCUCUGGGUACUGAAGUGUUCUUUAAUGCAGCACGCAAAGAAAGCGUUUAAGGAAAAGACUGUGCAAGCAAGGGGUGGAAGGGUGCAGUAGUUUGUUCAAUCAACUGUCAAAUCACAAAAAAGGUUUGCACAAAACACUCGCUGUACUGUGCAGAAAUGUAAAAUAUAUGCCUUUAUAUAUUUGUACACAGAUUUUAAGUGUCAUUAGUCACUUUUUUUUUAUAUCGCGGCAUUGUAAGUACCGUAUGGGCCUUUAGCGUAGCCUCAAUCAGAAGCAUGUCUUUUUCUUGUGUAAUUUAUUCACUUCUCCUGAAGGUUUCAUACAUCUCAGUUGUGUUACAGCAGUGACCUUUGACCCAGGGGCCACGCUCUUCUGUAAAUACUUUAAAGACUUGUAAUAUAAGCAUACUAUGUCUUUGCCUGUUUCAAAUGAGCUGUAACAUUCUUAAAUUUUGGUUGACCCUGAUAGUGCGUUCAUAUCCAGCCACAACACAACCUAGGAGUCAGGAUGAUCCAAUAUUACUUCAUGUGCAACAAUAAAACCACUAAAACCA